CUCAACGGCUGCCAAACUUUCUUCAGGUCGCGCGACAGGUGCUGGUGGAUUGACCAAUCACAGAGGAGACAAAAGUAUAUGGACCAAUCCGCUUCCUUGUUUUAGCAGUAUGCGAGGAGGUCAUUAUUGGGUUUCUUCAAAUCAGCUGACUCGGGCUUCCGUAGCACAUGACCGGGAAACAAGGAAGUGUUGUCUGGAACAGAAGUCGGGCCGGAGAGGACUCACGAACAACAUUUCACGCUCUUACAAGACGCCGAGCUGAAGGAAAAGACGAACAGCUUCAGUAGUUUAUCAUUAAUUUAUAACAAUGGGUUUAAAUCGCUUGUUUCCGAUGACUUUAUUGAAUUGUCUCCUAAUCUGCGUCACUUUGUGGAGCACCCAGGAGGUGUUUGCCAAAUCAUCCCGGAGACCAAACAUUGUUUUGAUCCUCACCGACGACUUGGACAUCGCAAUCGGGGGUCUGAGUCCACUCGUCAAGACCAAAAAACUAAUCGGUGAUGCAGGGAUAUCGUUCACAAACGCAUUUGUCGCCAGCCCGCUCUGCUGCCCCAGUCGAGCCAGCAUCCUGACGGGGAAAUACCCCCACAACCACCACGUCAUCAACAACACGCUGGAGGGGAACUGCAGCAGCAAAGUCUGGCAGAAGAGCGAGGAAGCCCACACCUUCCCCGCUCUGCUGAAGACGUACGCCGGCUACCAGACCUUCUUCGCUGGGAAAUAUCUGAACCAGUAUGGGCACUCAGAGGCUGGGGGACUGGAGCAUAUUCCUCCAGGCUGGAACUACUGGGUCGGACUGGAGAAGAACUCUAAAUACUACAACUACACUCUGUCAGUGAACGGAAAGCCUGAGCAACACGGAGCCGACUACAGCAAAGACUACCUGACGGACGUCCUGGCCAACAGGUCUCUGGACUUCCUGCAGUAUAAAUCCAGCUACCAGCCGUUCUUCAUGAUGGUGUCCAUCCCGGCCCCUCACUCCCCGUGGACGCCGGCUCCGCAGUACCAGAACAGCUUCAACACCACCAAGGCUCCCAGACACCCCAACUUCAACGUCCACGGGAAGGACAAACACUGGCUGAUCCGACAGGCGAAAACUCCCAUGACCAACUCGUCCGUUCAGUUUCUGGAUGAAGCCUUCAGGAAACGGUGGAGAACUCUGCUGUCGGUGGACGACCUGGUGGAGAAAAUAGUGAAGAGUUUGGAGGUCAGAGCGGAACUGGACAAUACCUACAUCUUCUUUACCUCCGACAACGGCUACCACACAGGUCAGUUCUCUCUUCCUCUGGAUAAGAGGCAGCUCUACGAGUUUGACAUCAAAGUUCCUCUCAUGGUCAGAGGACCAAACAUCAAACCCAACCAGACCAGCCAGAUGCUGGUGGCGAACGUCGACCUCGGCCCGACCGUCCUCGACAUCGCCGGAUACAACGUCAACAAGACGCAGAUGGACGGCAUGUCCUUCCUGCCUGUGAUGGAGGGGAAGCUGAACAGCAGCAGCUGGAGAACAGACAUCCUGGUGGAGUAUGAAGGAGAGGGGAGCACCGUGUCCGACCCCGCCUGCCCUCUGCUGGGACCCGGAGUGUCGGAGUGUUUCCCAGACUGCGUGUGUGAGGACUCGUACAACAACACUUACGCGUGUGUGCGCACAGUCGGCCACUCUGCCAACCUGCAGUACUGCGAGUUCGACGACAACGAGGUGUUUGUAGAAGUCUACAACGUGACAGCAGACCCCUACCAGCUGACCAACAUCGCAAAGACCAUCGACCAGGAAGUCCUGGAGAAGAUGAACCAUCGGCUGAUGAUGCUGCAGUCCUGCUCCGGACAGUCGUGCCGGACUCCCGGCGUGUACGAUGCGAGGUAUAAAUUUGACCCCCGACAGAUGUUUCCGAGCCACAGCUGGCGGCUCAACAGACUCCGGCAGAAGAUGAAGUAAGAAGAAGAAGAGGAGGAGGAGGAGGAGGAGGGGGGCUGCUUUGUAUUUAGUAUUCAGCCUGUCCUGCUGGUGUUGCCUUGUUCCAGCCUCCUGAGUCUCCUUGUAGAGGGAGGAGGGGUCAGGUGGGAGUGAGUGGGGGGGGGACCCACCUUUAAAGCUUCCAGGUCGGGCUGCUGUUUAGUGAGUUUGUCAGUAGGUGAGCAGGGACAUUAUCCAGGAUGGAUUCACUCACAAGCCAUUAAUUCCUGUUGUCUUGUAAACUCCUGUCUGUCGAGGAAAUCACAUCGACGCUGCGAACAGCAGCCAGGUCACGGAAGAUGUUUAACUUCCUCGUUUUAAAAUGCUGCACAGGUCCUCGAGAGUUUUAAUGUUUCAAUGUUUCAAUGCAAAGCGGCGCCUCGAGGCGAUUAAAACAUGCGACCUGUUACUGCAUCGCAUGGACAGAAGGAAGAACACUUCCAUUAUCAAUCGCUUACGUUGGAAACAUUAAAUAUAAAGUGUCACACGUCAGAUCAGAUGUGCUUCUUCAGCAAACAAGCAGUUUUACUAAAUAAAUCAAAAUUAGCGAUUCACAAUUUCACACAUUUGACCUUAAAGACGGCUCGCAGACAAUAACGGUUAAAUAAAUAGACUUUACUCCACGACGAGCUGACGAGCAGCCGGCUGCAGCAACGUAAAGCUGCGAGUGCACAUCCCUCCAGCUGGACACCGGGUUUAAAUAUCACGUGAACAUUUAACAACUUCAAACUAGUCGGAUCUUCACAGAUGCAUCAGAACGUCUGAAUCGUUUGUGGCAUCACCGCGUACGUUAGAGCUCCGACGUGCUUACAGGUACGCUACAUCAUCUCCGUGUUAGAGCACCUUCUUCAUGCUCAGAUUAUUUUGUCUUGUUGAUUUCAUCGUGUUGUACAUUUCAUUUUGAGUUUAUUUAAGUCACAACUGUCACUUUAAAGGGACAGGAAGUCAUACAUUUCUAUGUCGGGGAGGAACAUCUGACGUCUUUGAUCCGUAGCGUUUCACUGAGCCAAAUAUGAAACAUUGUUUCGCUACAGACGUUAACAGGAAGCACGUUCGUCAGGAGAAGGUUCAUCAGUGUCAGUCAGCAGUUUUAUUUCUGUUUCAUGACUUGGAUGUGAGAACUAAUAAAAUCAAUAAAAAUCUCUAUUUGAUAUGUUUCUUCUGCAAACCUUUAAAAAGGAAACUGAUUGGAGUGUGUGUGUGUGUGUGUGUGUUCCUCCUGUACUGAUUCACAGCUGAGAUCAACAUGUGAUUAUAUUUCACUGAUGCACUUUCCAAUCUGUCAGAACUGUUUUAUUUUGAAACCCAAGUUUGAUUUAAUAUUCUUUUUGAGGUUUGUGUGUUUUUGUCCAAAUAAAAAGAUUCUCGAAAUAUCA
Messenger RNA from Cottoperca gobio, 3324 nucleotides. It is a transcript of the gene gnsa, whose product is annotated as glucosamine (N-acetyl)-6-sulfatase a. The coding region runs from base 308 to 1930 and encodes 540 amino acids. The transcript is spliced from 15 exons. The record is from RefSeq and is a predicted model, not a curated record. Gene Ontology annotation, biological process: glycosaminoglycan metabolic process. Gene Ontology annotation, molecular function: glycosaminoglycan binding; N-acetylglucosamine-6-sulfatase activity. NCBI's taxonomy places the organism in Eukaryota, Metazoa, Chordata, Actinopteri, Perciformes, Bovichtidae.